Neurospora hispaniola is the source of this 1699-nucleotide messenger RNA. RefSeq names its product glycosyl hydrolase. NCBI's taxonomy places the organism in Eukaryota, Fungi, Ascomycota, Sordariomycetes, Sordariales, Sordariaceae. Bases 140 to 1699 code for a protein of 519 amino acids. The transcript is spliced from 2 exons. Gene Ontology annotation, biological process: sucrose catabolic process. The record is from RefSeq and is a predicted model, not a curated record. Gene Ontology annotation, molecular function: sucrose alpha-glucosidase activity. Gene Ontology annotation, cellular component: cytoplasm.
AUCUCUGAUACCCCCGUAAUCGCCUUAUUAUCGUGUGCCUAGAGUGGCUGCGGCGUGAGGUGUUGUUCUUCUAGAGACUCUACAUCAGACGGCUCGGUAACAUGGCGCUGGAACCGGCAGUAUUCCAUGGCCGGUAACAAUGCUUGGGAUGGAUAAUGUUCCCAGGGAGACCAGUAAAAUCACAAUCGUUCCCCUCAUUGCCGGCCAGACCCGACCCAGCUAUCAUCUUACUCCCGCGACGAAAUGGAUGAAUGACCCCCAACGCCCCUUCUUUCAAGGAGGCGAAUGGCAUCUCUAUUACCUCUGGAAUUCCAACUGGGACAAAUCCGAUCCCGGCUCGGGCGGAACAGAAUGGUACCAUGUCACUAGUAGUGACCUGGUGCAAUGGACUGCUCGAGGUGUAGCAAUCCGGAAGUACCAACCUAACCCUCCCGGGGGUGCCAUCUUGGGUGACAUCGAGACCGGCAGCUCCGUGAUUGAUACAGCCAACUCAGCCGGCUUUGGACAUAACGCUGUUGUCGCUGUCCUCACGCAGAUGCAAGACGGUAUGCAACAGCAGUCCCUUUUCUAUUCCAACGAUGCCGGAUAUACAUUUACCGCCUACCAUGGCAAUCCCGUAAUGCCAAACCCCAACCCAAGCGCCAAACCAGCCUUUCGAGACCCCAAACUCUUCUGGGACGACACAGCAGGGCAUUGGGUCGCGGCGGUGGCAGAAGGAGACAAGAUUGGGUUCUAUACAUCAGCAAAUCUCAAGAGUUGGACCUAUGUCUCAGGAUUCUACCCCCCUGGUGUGGAUCUGGGUACACUCGAGUGUCCAGAUGUAUAUCAGAUUGAUCUUGAUGGUAACCCGGCGUCACGCGUCUGGAUUCUCGCUGUGGGCGCAAAUGGCUAUCUGGAAGAAAAGACAACAGGGACAGCCUACUGGGCUGGAACUUGGGACGGGACCCGUUUCACAGCCACGACCAGCCAUCGGUGGAUGGAUGAAGGUUCCGACUUUUACGCCACGGUUAGCUGGGAGAACCCGAGCAACAGAUAUGGCAGCCGUUAUGCUAUUGCUUGGAUGAACAAUUGGGAGUAUGCAUCGACCUUGCCUUAUUACGGCGGCUUUGAAGGCCAGAUGAGUUUAGUACGCGAGGUGAAAUACCGCACGAUUAACGGCACUCCCGCCCUGGUCAACGUCCCAAUUCCCGAGUAUGCGGCGAGCUUCGCAAGCCCUUUCUUGGUUACCGGGACGACCAUUACCACAGAUCCGGCGACGGCAUCGCUUCCUUCCAAUCUCGCCGGAGGUGCCUAUGUCAUUCGAGCAACGGUCACCAAAGCCGGUGGUGAUGAUGGUAACAGGGUCUCCUUCCGUAUCAAAUCCGAUGGAAGGUUCAACACAACCAUCGGUUAUGACUUUUCCAAUUCCCAGGUAUUUUUGGAUAGAAGCUCUGACGGAUCCGAUUCGGAUACAUUGGCAUCGGGGCCCAAGGCAGUUUGGGAUGCUGUACGGACUGCAACAAAUCCUUCCGGUGGGAGCACAGUCGAACUGGCGAUCUAUGUAGAUCAGAAUUCGGUUGAGACGUUUGUGAACGAUGAAGGGAUCACGGUGUUGUCGGGGCUCAUCUACCCCAAUCAAGGCGCAGAGGGGAUUGAAGUUGUGUCAAGUGGCGGAAAGUUGACUUUGACUUCAUUUAGCUAUGCUAGCUACGCAAGCUAG